UUUCAACCCUAGUGGGCUUGUUGGCUACGAGGUAGGGGAGUUUUAGUCUGCUUCCAGACUGCGUGAUUACAGGUCCCGUCUUCCUGACACCCCAAACAUGACGAGGGCGUGUUUGUCCCCACGCGCUCAGGCUGCCAAAGGCGUGUCACAGGCUUCUUAGGAGCAACUCGGCCUCCGCCGCCCGCUGCGGGCGGGGACAGGCGGCGGGCGGCUGCGGGCUGCCGUGAGCUGCAAGCCCAGCCAGUGCCCAGGUCUCCUCGGCCGGACGCCCACUCGGGCCAAAACGCAGGAGAGGCAAGAGACCUCCCAGGGUGCGACAGACCAAAAUCCCCCGAACGUGGGACACCGCCUCACACACCUUCGACCCCCAACCUUCGGCGUGGGGACAGUCCUUGGCCCAGGUCUGGGGCGCCUCCUUCCGCUGGGAUUUCUCUCUGAUUCCUCCUGCUGGCUGCAGCUCGGCGACCCCAGGUCACCCCUCCUCACAUCAGCAGCGAUCACACACCCAAAGUCGGGUGUCGCUCCCCGCCCCGCGCGCAGAGGGUCCGGGUGCGGGCGUUUGGGUCAUUUCGAGGUGCGCAGCUGGGCCACCAACUCUGCUCCGUCUGUCGCGGGAGGCGAGCUGCGCCAGUUGCGCGACUGUCUCCAUCGCCGACGACGCUUCAACUCGGCGGCCAGUGACAUUGGGAGGAGACAGCCCGGAGGGAGCAGAGGAGGAGGAAGCGGGGCGCGCAGGGUCGGGGUAGGGACAGUAGCGAUUGCGCCAGGGGGCGUGUGAGCCGCGCGCCAGGCGGCCGCGCCGGUACCAACUUCUUCCGGGCGUGCGCGGCGGGGAGCGCGGCCCGAGCCCGGAGCCGAGCGGAGGGCGGCGGAGCUCGGGAGCCGCGGCCCGCGCCCUGCGCCGCCGCCUGCUGGUCUGCUCCGGGUUCUCGGCCCCCGGUGCUGAGGCUCAGGUCUAUAAAUAGCAGGUUACAGCUCCCGCUCGGCGCGCACACGCUCACGCGCGAACGCAGGAAAGUCAGCCUAAAAGUGUCUGCCGCCGCCGCCGCCCCCUCUCAGCCCCCGGCAGAGAACCCAAAGAAAUGGUGUUACCUGGCAAGAGAUCUGCUGUUCUGCAUGAAAAGUCAGACCAAGAAUCCUGAAACCAGCAAAAUAAUCAUCAAAGAGAAGUGUUGAGGCGUACAACCUAAAUAAGGAUUUCAAAGUGAGAAAUCAGAUCUUUAGUGAGAAGAUACACCUAUAUUAAACCAGAAAUCAGUGGCCGGUGAUACUGAUAAGAGUAAUUAUAAAAUUAAACACCUGUGAAGAUUACAAUGGAAAUCAAAGAGGAAGGAACAUCAGAAGAAGGCCAGCACUUUCUUUCCACAGCCCAGGCCAACGAUAGUGAUGGCACUCAGUUCACAAGUAUUCAGAAGAGUGCAAAUGAACCACAACUGGAAUUCAUUCUUGCCUGCAAGGAUCUUGUGGCUCCUGUCCGUGAUCGGAAACUCAAUACCCUGGUGCAGAUCUCAGUAAUCCACCCCGCAGAGCAGAGCCUGACAAGAUAUUCCAGCACUGAAAUUGUGGAGGGAACAAGAGACCCACUGUUUUUGACCGGUGUCAUAUUCCCAUCAGAGUAUCCCAUCUAUGAGGAGACCAAAAUAAAACUAACGGUCUAUGAUGUCAAGGACAAGGCUCUCGACACGGUUCGAACGAGUGUCCUAUCUGAACAUAAUAAGGAAUCCCCAUCAGAAGUUGGGAGAAGCUUCUUGGGAUAUGCAAGUUUUAAAGUGGGGGAGCUACUGAAGUCCAAGGAGCAGCUGUUAUCCUUGAGCCUGAGGACUUCAGAUGGUGGCAAAGUGGUUGGCACCAUAGAAGUCAUUGUCGUGAAGAUGGGGGAGAUUGAAGAUGGGGAAGCUGACCACAUCACAACAGAUGUACAGGGACAAAAGUGUGCACUGGUAUAUGAAUGUACGGCCCCAGAAAGUGUGAGCGGGAAGGACAACUUAUCUUUUUUGAAUGCAGUGUUAAAGAACCCAGUCUGUAAGUUAUAUAGAUUUCCCACUUCUGACAAUAAGUGGAUGCAAAUCCGGGAGCAGAUGUCCGAGAGCGUUCUUUCUUUCCAUAUUCCUAAGGAACUGAUUUCCCUUCAUAUAAAAGAAGAUUUGUGUCGAAACCAGGAGUUAAAAGAACUUGGUGAACUUUCUCCGCACUGGGACAAUCUAAGGAAAAAUGUCCUGACUCACUGUGAUCAAAUGGUGAACAUGUACCAAGACAUUCUGAGCGAACUUAUCAAGGAGACAGGGUCCUCUUUCAAAUCCAGCAGCAGCAAAGGAGAUAAAACCUUAGAAUUUGUUCCUGUAAAUCUACACCUACAAAGAAUGCAUGUGCAUAGCCCUCACUUGAAAGAUGCUCUGUAUGAUGUCAUCACGGUGGGAGCCCCAGCUGCCCAUUUUCAGGGAUUUAAGAAUGGUGGUCUUCGGAAACUGCUCCACAGAUUUGAAACAGAGAGAAGAAACACUGGAUACCAAUUUAUUUACUAUUCACCUGAAAACACAGCGAAAGCAAAAGAAGUGCUCAGCAACAUCAAUCAACUACAACCUCUUAUAGCAACCCAUGCAGACCUACUGCUGAAUUCAGCAAGCCAGCGUUCUCCAGACAGCUUGAAGAAUUCUUUAAAGAUGCUUUCAGAAAAGACAGAGCUUUUUGUGCAUGCCUUCAAGGAUCAGCUGGUCAGGAGCGCUCUUUUAGCACUCUACACUGCCAGGCCAGGAGGCAUCCUUAAGAAACCGCCCUCUCCUAAGAGCAGCCCAGAAGAGAGCCAUUCGCAGGACCAGCCCCUGCCAAUGAAAAGGCAAGACUCCAUCCCACACCACUCAGACUACGAUGAGGAAGAGUGGGAUAGGGUGUGGGCCAAUGUGGGGAAGAGCCUGAACUGCGUUAUUGCUAUGGUUGAUAAACUGAUUGAGAGGGACAGUGGCAGCGAAGGCAGCAGCUGCGACAAAGAUGGAGAGAAGGACCCUUCGCGAGCAGACUCCAUUACAUCUCACCCAAGGGAAGACUGGUAUGAACAGCUGCAUCCGCUCAUCCUCGCGCUGAAGGAUUGCAUGGGAGAAGUGGUGAGCCGAGCUAAGCAGUCCCUGACGUUCGUGUUGCUGCAGGAGCUCGCCUACAGCUUGCCUCAGUGUCUGAUGUUGACCCUAAGAAGGGACAUUGUCUUCAGCCAAGCGCUUGCUGGAUUGGUUUGUGGUUUCAUCAUCAAACUGCACACAAGUUUGCAUGACCCUGACUUCCUGCAGCAGCUGCACACGGUGGGCUUGAUAGUGCAAUAUGAGGGACUGCUGAGCACGUACAGUGAUGAAAUCGGAAUGCUAGAGGACAUGGCUGUUGGCAUUUCUGAUUUGAAGAAAGUAGCAUUUAAAAUAAUUGAAGCCAAAUCCAAUGAUGUCUUGCCAGUUAUAACAGGAAGACGAGAGCACUACGUGGUGGAGGUCAAAGUUCCAGCCAGAAUGUUCGAGGUGCUCCCUUUGCCUAUCAGAGAAGGACAGUUGCUGCAUGUCUAUCCAGUGCUUUUUAAUGUAGGAAUCAAUGAACAGCAAACCCUUGCUGAGAGGUUUGGUGAUGUUUCUUUGCAAGAAACUAUUAAUCAGGAAAAUUUUGAACUCCUUAAAGAAUAUUACGCAGUAUUUAUGGAAAAGAUGCCUCCUGAUUACAUUUCACAUUUUCAAGAACAAAAUGACUUAAAAGGAUUACUAGAAAAUCUUCAUCAAAAUAUUCAAGCCAAAAAAAGAAAGAAUGUAGAAAUCAUGUGGCUGGCUGCAACGAUUUGUCGCAAACUAAAUGGUAUUCGUUUCACCUGCUGUAAAAGUGCCAAAGACAGGACGUCCAUGUCAGUGACGCUGGAACAGUGCUCGAUCUUGAGGGAUGAACACCAGCUGCACAAGGACUUCUUCAUCCGAGCACUGGACUGUAUGAGAAGGCACGCUGAGCUGUCCUGGGUAGACUCUACGGCCAUAUAGAGAAGGAUGCCGCAUAGAGAAUGUACUGAAGAAUAUCAAAUGCAGAAAGUAUGCUUUCAACAUGCUACAGCUGAUGGCUUUCCCCAAGUACUACAGACCUCCAGAGGGCACUUAUGGAAAAGCUGACACCUAACUUACCAACAUGUAAAUAAACAGGAACAUAAAUAUGUUUUAUUUGGAGAACCCCCACCUCGCUUUUUUGUUUUGUUUUGUUUUUAUUUUCAUUGUUGUAAAUUUGCUCAUGGUUGUUUACCCAAAUAUAGCAACUACUUGAUAUUUUACAUCAUAUUAUUCACAAAGAAAUUCAUUUUUGAAAUCUUAUAAAGCAUUGUCAUUUCUAGUUCUGCUCCAAUGUGCUCAAUAACUCCAUGGUAGCAAGUGUACAUACCAUCUGUGGAAUAUUUAGAUUAAACUCUUUCUGAGAAAACAUGAUUAGAAAUGAUGCUUUCUCUACAGAAUGAAGCAAGAAGAGAGUGAAGUUCAGAUGACGCUACUUCUUGGCCUUGAUUACAGAUCAUCGUAGAGCCUUUUGUAGGGAAUUUGUAAGAUAUUUAUUUAGCAAAUUGAAAUUAGGUAAAAUUCACUCGUGACAUUGGCUUUGGAAGUAGUGUGCAAAUAUGCUUGUAAAGACCUUUGUUGUUCAGUCCAGAUGUGACUCCACCUCCCAAAGAGACAGAUAGACAAUGUUCCCACAGACUUCAAAACCGUGGUAUCUUUUUAACUCUCCAUCUGCGACUGUACUGCAAGGGGCAGUGCAGAAAGUUCUAUAGUAUAAUAUGCAAAACGCUGUGAGGGACUCAAUCUACACGGAAAUGUAAGAUGCACAGUGUGUUCCUGACCAAAACCAGAAGCUCCAUCACUUGAACUUUGUGUAGUGAAGUUCAUGGAAGUCAAAAAAUCUCUUUUAAGAUAUUUUCUGGCAGUUCCUUUGUUGUGGAAGUAUGCAGUCUAGCCCAGGUUAGGAUGUACAAAUAAAUCUUUGAUAUAUGCAACUGUAUCUACCAAUAACACAGUAAUUUUCUGUUUGCCUGAAUUUUAAAUUUACCUCACUCAGUAAAAUAAUACCACUUCUAAAAUUCUGAAUCAGUAGCUUUUUUAGAGGUCAUCCUGAUCAGUGUCAUUCUUCCAAAAGUCGAUAGAUGAAGACCGAUCACCUGAUUAGAAAACUGUAGCAUCCUUUCAAUCUCUUCUUAUCUUCUGACUCUUCUUACCAUAGUAAGAAGAAGGCUUGUCCCCUCUCCAAGGUGCUAUGUUGGCUAUGUAUGAAAAUUAAGGGAGAAAACUAGUUAGCUGAAUAAGAAAUUAGGAUUUAUCACCGGAAUUGAAGGUUAGAGUACAGGAGUCUGAACGCAUGAGACCCAUUUUCCCCAAAUGUUAAGAACUUACUCUUCUUCCUUUUUCAUCAGUGGAGCAUGCCUUCCAGAAGAGAACUCUUCUUUAGAAGUGCCAGAGGCUCAUUACAUAGGUAUCAUGCCACAUUUAAUUGAUGAUACUGUGAAACUUUCCACAGCAAAUAUGAUAGUUCCUUGCCUAGAUGCCUGUUGUAAUAUGAAUUUCAAACAGGUCUCUGGACGCAUGUUGACUUUCUCAAACUGCUGCAAUUGUAAGAUAAGCUUUUGUGCCUUCUCACACUAGAAUUACCAAUUGAUUAUUUUAACUAAUGACCAAUGUGUAUUAUUGAAGCAAUUGCCAAACCAAUUACAGCCUUUUUAAUAAAAACGGGCUGUACAUUCAAGAUCUAUCUAUGGAAAAAUUUUUCUUGCUGUUUUUUGCUUUACCUCAUUCUUCAUUUCAGUGAUUAAAUGUAAGCCUCAAAUUGUUUGAUUUUAUUUCAAAAUGGUAGAAUUUGUGGUUAUAUUAAUUAUCCCUUUAGAUUUAUGAUAGGCUGGAUUUAUGACAGAAGUUAUAAGGCUUCAUGUAAUAUAUCAGAUGGUAGCCUCAAAUGCAAGAGAUCUCAAGUGAUUUAUCAAUGUAUAAAUAUUUCAUCAGCAAUAAUUUUUGUUUAUAUUUUUAAAAGCAAGACUUCCUAACUCAAAUUUAGAAAAAUUAAUUAUUAGCAAGGAAAUUGAUAACAGUAAGGUUUCCUUUUUUUAGAAGACAUUUUAUAGAUUCAUUUUUCUUUUAAAAUAAAUACUAACACAGAAGCCUCAAAGGAUAAGGCUUACUGAACUGUAAAUUCAUAUGAAAUUCUCAUUCAUUUUGAACAUAAUCACCAGCACUCCUUCAUAACAAUUCUAUAUUUGCUCAUGCCUCUCAAAGUAGAUUUCAUGAAGAAAAUUCAUGUUUCAUAAACAUCAUUAUUCUCUUCCUGAGAUACAGUCCAAAUAUCCUUGCCUCACCUCUCCAGUAUUUCUGAUUAUAAACUCUUUCUGAAUCAAAUGUUAAAUAUGCUUUUAAAUCUCUCUUAUAUAAAUACUGCCACAAUCAUACUUUUCUAUCUACAUUUGCUUUUAAAAGGUGUAUAGGCCUAUUUGAGGAGAUCAUGUUGAGCCAAAAAAUGAACCAAGAAAAUGACAAUUCCACAUAGCAUAUUUAUUUCAUUUUGUGAACUCAAAUAUGUGUCUUCCUUUUACUAGCACUGUAUGUAGGUACCAAUUCUGCCUUUACAGAGCCCUAGGGAGGAAGAUAUUGAAGAACAGUAAAUGUUGUGACCCUGAUUAUAAUUGACCCAGUGACAAAAGUCCAGUUCCUGGGAAAUGUCCCACAAACAGUUACCCAUAGAAUUUUGAAAAGUUCAAUUGAAGCAGAUCCAUUCUUAGGUGCCAUUUUUUUAUUUACAUCUUUCAUUCAUUUUUUCAUAUGGAGGGUCUAUAGUCUCCAGCUUUAUCUACAUGCUGCCACAAGUUUUUGAUGCAAAUUGUUCAGUCAGUUCCGUAAUCCAGUGUAUCAUGGAAAGCAUUUGAUUGAGGUGAUUAAAGAUACUUUAAAAUGAUCCCCCAUCCUCUUAGGACAGCAAUCCAAGUCAUUAACUUCCAAUCAUUUAUUUGUAAAACAAAUGCCUCUUCUGAAAAACUGUGAAGCUUUAAAAGCUAUCAUUGGCUAGAGAAUACUGCCUAAUUACCCCUGCGUACAAUAAGCCAGUUGGAAAAAGAAAAAAGAAAUGUUUGUGUAGAGUCAUGCUUUCCUUCCCAAGAAAACCAAGCCAUCCCUGUGUAAAGGCUGAUACUGGGUGAAGAAAAUGUCUGCAGUGUUGCGACAGAGCUUGUCUUGUUGACUCAUGAAAGUCGAUCAUUAAAUUUUCAGAAGUUUUGCUAGCUCCUGUUACACACAAACAUGAUCAAAUAUUAAAUUAUGAAAUAUAACCAGAUGGAUUUUAUGAAAAGUUAAGAUAAUAGUCAGAGAUUACCCAUCCUAAUCACUUUACUAAGGUUUAAAUUUUACCCAUGUCCUUGAGUGUAGUUGGGUCUGUUGCAGCUUUAACAUAUAUCAUGUAUGUUACAUGAGUGCUACUGUAGAGAUCUGCCCAUUUCCUCACUCAGGAAUAUCACACCAUAGCUUGAAAUCAGUAACCGUUAGAAUAUUUAUUCUAACGCAUAUUUUGCAAACUACCACAUAUACUUCCUAGAAUCCAAUCAUUACCAACUACUAGCAUAUGGCCAAAUUCCACCAUCAUAUUUCCUCCCCAAAUUAACAAAUUACUGGAAGCAAGAUUAUUAAAAUCAUUUCAAAUACAAUCAGCCAUUUUCUAAUGGCUCUAGAUUUUAUUUGUGUUUCUGCUAUCUUAUGAACUUCUGGUAGGUAUCAGGCAUAUUUGAUAUUUAAUAUUUCAUUCAUAAUUAAAUUAUUAUAGUAUAGUGAUUAAUUUAUAAACCUGUCUUCAUGACAUACUGCAAGAAGGCUCUUUAGCAAUGCAGUUUUAGUAUAAGCAAUAACACAGAACUAAAUUCAGGGAAACAUUAACCUAAUCAGUGUACGACUGAAAAUGUGCUUCAGUAUCAAUUUUGAAGCUUAUAAUUUUGGCAUUUUCUAAAUGUAGGAAGAAUGUAACAUAUUACUCAGCUCAGAUUCUAAUAAAUAUAGCUCAAUAGAAAAACACCACAGAUGUGACACGUGUUUGGUUUUCAAGCAGGGUAAUGUAUCAUUUUAGUUCAUUAUACAGGACACAUUUUGUAAUCGCUUAGGAAAUAAAUUAACUUUCACCAGAGAUUUUAAAAAACUGGUUUGAGAAAAAUUGUGAUCAGCAUUUAGAGAAGGAAGCAAACAUACUGAGUACAAAACAUUGCUAACAGCCAUAAGCUUUACAAAUUAUGCACACUGAAAAGAAUAAUUUGCUAAGAAUUUGUGUAGCUGAUUUAACAAGUUUAGCAUAAAUUCACAUUCCUAUAGCCCAGCUGCAAGCUGUAGAAGCUACUGCCUUUUACCCCCAAAUUUAUGUUUCACAGUUUUAUAAGUACCCGAUACAUUGCAUCUUUUGUGUCUCCAGCAGUUUGAAGUCAGAACUUUACAAUGAAAGAUAUACUGCUUAUAGUGAAACUUCUUUGAAAUUUUCAAAAUAAAAUAAUAUUUUAGAUAAAAUACAGAAGGCCAAUUAGAUAAAGACUUGAGGGUCAGAAAUUUGCAUUUUUUGUUUCCCAUGGUACACACUGAUUGCUUUUUAAUUUUUUUUUUAAGUUAGGAAGGGAAUGCCUACAGCAGUUCUAAUUUAUAGGAAAAUAUUAUGCUUCACUAUUAGUAACAAAAAGAAAGAAAACAUUUGUAAGAUAAUAUUAACACCAAAAGUUACAUGCAAUCAGGCUUGCUGAGUUUAAGUUGUACUUCAAACACAUUUAGAAUUUUCAAUUACAAAAGAAAAAUAGCUGAUAAAUGAAGUACCCCAAAGGCAUGAAUAUCAAGGAAAAGAUGAAGUGAUCUUCGCAAUAAACUUUAUUUAAUAGUAUAUAUACAAGUAAAAUACAUACUUUUAAUAAAUGCAAUUAUUUAGGAAGAAGAUGUUGCCUCUUCACACUCAUGAUAUGACUGUCUUAAAAAUAUUCCUAAAAUCAUCGAAAUUAUUUCCAGGUCAUAAAAAGGCAUGAUUCAACAAUCCAUCUUUAAUGAUGAUCUGAUGUGGUGUCAUUUAUUUGUGAGCAUUAGUAAUUAAAAUUUUUCCAGGAUUGCUAUAUUAUUUAUAUAGUUCAUGAGAUGCUUUUAUAUUUUUAUAUCACUCUCAACAUUAGGAACUAUUUCAUGUUGAAGAUAUUUCAUAUUUUCAAAAGCUAGUACCUAUGCCAAUAUCCAUAUGGACACAUUUCACUGCACAUGUACAAACCUUUAUAUAAAUUCCUUCUUAUGUAAAUAUUUUAUUAUUCCAUUAAACCUAACAUUGUAUUUUCAGAUUUUUGUGGUACUCAUCUGAAAGCUUGACAUUUUUUAUUUUAUGUUAUAUAUUCUGGAUUAACCAAUAAAAUGUAUUCCCAGUAAAUGAGCCGCAGAUAGAUUAAAUUGUUAGCACUUGAAAAAAUAUCAUUUUUGUUUUAUUGUUCUGUGUAAACCAUAUUCAUUGUACACUGUGUGUAUAUUUUUCUUUAAAUAAAUAUGAUUUUAUUUUUUA
Molecule: messenger RNA, 9528 nt
Organism: Cavia porcellus (domestic guinea pig)
Lineage: Eukaryota; Metazoa; Chordata; Mammalia; Rodentia; Caviidae
Gene: Inpp4b
Product: inositol polyphosphate-4-phosphatase type II B
Exons: 27
Coding region: 1314-3998 (894 amino acids)
Cellular component (GO): cytoplasm
Molecular function (GO): phosphatidylinositol-3,4-bisphosphate 4-phosphatase activity
Source: RefSeq, a predicted model, not a curated record